GAUAAUGUCAAUGUCAAGUCGGCAUGUGGACAAGAAAACACGUGAGGUAAAUAAACUGUGUUACCGAAGAAUUUCUUUGAAUUAAAACUAGUUAUUAACACCAUUAGUGUUACUGUAAUAAAAUAUGGUAGUAGCCACAAACAUGAAUAAACCUGUACUAAAAGUAUCAAUGGAUUCCGAUUCGGAAUCCUCAAGUGAGGAGGAAUCUGAAACAUCAGAAAACGAAAUUGAAAAUGGAGAUGAUGCACCAGAAGAACUAGAUGAAGACAUUGAAGAUGGAGUUGAAGCUGAUGCUGAAAGUGAUGCUUCAGAUGAAGAAGGAAAUCCUUCAGACCAAGGAGAAGGCCAUACCUCCGACGCAGAUGACAGCAAUGCUUCAGACCUGGAUGAUAGUAAUGCCUCAGGUGAAGAAGAAAGCAAAAGUGUACUAAUGACCAAUGAAGGAUGGGCCGACUCUGUAGCAAAAAUCCUGGGAUCAAGUAAACCGAAAAACAAGAAGACUUUAGUUUUAUCAAGAGCCAAGAAACAUGCAGACAUAGUCAAGACAGUUAAAGAAGAGAAACCAGCUUUUGAAAUUAUUGAUGAGAAAGGAGAAAAGAAACCAGUUGUCAAAAAGGAGGAGCCAGUAGAGACAAGUGAACCACCAGCUAAGAAAGUGAAACAUGAAAAAGCAUCAAUACGGAUGAAACCCAACAUCUUAGAAAAGGAUAGAGAGAGACUAUUAUCAAAAAUAGCUACAAAAGGUGUAGUUCAACUAUUCAAUGCUGUAAGAAAUCAACAGAAAACUCUUGAAAAAGAAAUGGACAGGAAUGACUUGUCGGAAGGUAAAAAGGAGAAGAUUUUAAAGAAGUUUGACAAGAGGACCUUUUUGGAUACUCUUAUGGGACAAAGCAAGUCGAUCAUUGUUGAUGAGGCAACUAAGGUUGCUAAGAAUGAGGUGAAAGACGAAGAUGCGCCAAAGUGGAGUGCUUUAAGGGAUGACUUUAUGAUGGGCGCCAAAAUGAAAGAUUGGGAUAAAGAAUCAGUGGAUGAAUGAAAAAACAAAUAUUUUUAAGUAUAUUAAUUAUUUUAAUAAAUAUUUUGUAAAUAUA
This is a messenger RNA of Trichoplusia ni (cabbage looper), 1091 nucleotides long. Its product is annotated as RRP15-like protein. Bases 125 to 1036 code for a protein of 303 amino acids. The record is from RefSeq and is a predicted model, not a curated record. Gene Ontology annotation, biological process: maturation of LSU-rRNA; maturation of 5.8S rRNA. Lineage: Eukaryota; Metazoa; Arthropoda; Insecta; Lepidoptera; Noctuidae. The transcript is spliced from 4 exons. Gene Ontology annotation, cellular component: preribosome, large subunit precursor.